AUGUAUAAAGCAUAAACCCUGCAACUCCAAAACAAAUCAANAGAAGCUCUUAAAUCUGAUUUAAUGGGUAUGUUUGAAAAAAGAAGAUGCUAGAAAUUCUUGGCCUAUGUAUCCAAUUAUGAAGCAAGUAAUCCAAAGACUCAUGAUGGUAAAAUGUGAUUAAUAUUAUAGGAUUGAAUCUCAAUCAAAUGUCAUGUGCUUAAUUACUUAAGAAAUUUGAAUUAGAGCCAAAUACAAUUGAUUUCAUUGGUCAUGCUGUUGCAUUAUACUCAAAUGAUCUAUUCUUAGAUAAGCCAGCAAUUUAAACAAUUGAAAAGAUCAAAUUGUAUAUGGAUAGUAUUGGAAGAUAUGGAGAUAGUCCAUUCAUAUAUCCAAUUUAUGGAUUGGGUGGUAUUCCAGAAGGAUUUUCUAGAAUGGCUGCUGUAAAUGGUGGUACAUUUAUGUUAAAUGCUGAUUUGGAUGAAGUAUUAUUUGAUGGGGAUGGAAAAGUAUAAAAAAUAUUUAAUUUUAGGUAUGCGGAUUAAAAUCAGAGAAAGUUAAGGAAUUAAUGGGAAUAGAAUAAAUUAAUUGUAAAAUGAUUAUUGCUGAUCCAUCAUAUGCAUUAAAAGCAAAAUUAUCAAAUAAAGUUAAAUCUAUUGGAAAGAUAGUUAGAUGCAUUUGUAUUCUUAAUCAUCCAAUUCCAAAUACAAAGAAUUUACCAUCUGUUUAAGUUAUUAUUCCUUAAAGAUAAACAGGCAGAAAGAAUGGUAGAUAUAUUAUUUUAAUUAGAUUAGAUAUUUAUGUUAUGAUGGUUAGUGAUGUUCAUAAUGUUUGUAAGAAAGGAUUCUUUAUUGCUAUAUUAAGUACUAAUGUUGAAACCAACAAUCCAGAAAAAGAAUUAGAGCCAGCAUUUGAAAUUGUUGGACCAGUCUUAGAGAAGUUUAUUACUGUAAUAUAAAUAAUAAAUAUUAUAGGUUUCUGAUGUUUAUGUUCCAACAGAUGAUGGAUCUAAAGAUAAUAUCUUCAUUUCAAGUUCAUUUGAUCCAUAAUCCCAUUUUGAAGGUGAAACUUAAUAAGUGUUGAAUGCCUACAAAAAAAUUACAGGAAAAGAUUUAGAUUUAACCAAUUUACCAUUAGAUUAGGAUGAUUAAUGAUAUAUAAAUAAAAGUAAAGCAAAUAUAUAUAUUUAUUAAAUGAUGG
Paramecium primaurelia is the source of this 1179-nucleotide messenger RNA. The record is from the annotation of a GenBank genome assembly. NCBI's taxonomy places the organism in Eukaryota, Ciliophora, Oligohymenophorea, Peniculida, Parameciidae.